CCUCUCCUCCCCGCGCUCGUCCCGCCGCCUCGCCCCUCUUGCUUCCCUUGCCCGACCCCAUUGGGCACCGCCGUCUCUCUUCGCCCCCACCCGCUCCGCCCGUUCCGCCCGUUCCGCUUGCCCGCGCUCCCACGCUCGCGCACUCUUCCCCCCACCAUGACCCGGAGCAAGGUCCAGUCCUCCGCUGGCUCCAAGAAGGGCGUCGACUCGCUCCGCUGGGGCCGCGAUGGCUUCGAGCAAAUGGUCGCCUCUGACCUGUCCAAGAAGCGGGGCGGCAAGCGCCGCGUCCAGCAGCUCAACAGCACUACCAUGCCCGGCCUGCCGAUCCCGGUGCUCCGCUCGGUUGUCUCCUCCAAUCUGGCCGGGCGUGUUUCUCUCGCCGGCGGCCCGGUCAUCGGCACCGCCAAGAAGGCCAAGAAGGCCAAGAUUCAGCAGCAGCAGCAGCAGCAGCUGACCCAGAAGAAGCAGAAGACAGCGCAGCAACAGUCCAAGCAGUUUUUGGCCAACCUGCCAAGCGACCUGCGCGGUCGCAUUCAAAUUGGCGGCGCUGCCGGCAGCACUCCCAACGUCGUUGCCAAGACCUCCGGCGGUCCCGCCAAGACAGCUGGCGGUGCUACGCGCAAGACCCCCGCCCCGAAGGUUACCACCUCCCUGCCCUCCGUUGUUUCGCCCCUGAAGGCCGGUCUGUCGGGGAACAUCUCGGCUCCUGCCCGCGCCACGGAUGAGGGCACCCUCCUCCUGAUUCGCAACCUGGUUCCCCAGUGCAACAUCCAGGAGCUCCUCUCGGGCAUUGAGUCGCUUGGUGUUGAGUACAACGACCAGCGCACCGCUGUUCGGGUUCGCUUCGCCCUUCGCAACCAGGCUCUCCAGUUUAUCAAGGACUAUGAUGGUCUCAAUGUUGACGGCAACCGUCUGGAGGUCUCUCUGGUGACCAACAAUUGACCAGGCGACGCCCUACUGGGAGCCCUCCUCCUCGUUGGCAUGCAACACAUACAUCGACCCGCACGCCCACCCACCCACCC
This is a messenger RNA of Fonticula alba, 1022 nucleotides long. RefSeq lists its product as hypothetical. The record is from RefSeq and is a predicted model, not a curated record. NCBI's taxonomy places the organism in Eukaryota, Rotosphaerida, Fonticulaceae. The transcript is spliced from 4 exons. Bases 157 to 942 code for a protein of 261 amino acids. Gene Ontology annotation, molecular function: nucleic acid binding.